Esox lucius (northern pike) is the source of this 1264-nucleotide messenger RNA. RefSeq names its product cell surface glycoprotein 1-like. NCBI's taxonomy places the organism in Eukaryota, Metazoa, Chordata, Actinopteri, Esociformes, Esocidae. The transcript is spliced from 3 exons. Bases 1 to 1233 code for a protein of 410 amino acids. The record is from RefSeq and is a predicted model, not a curated record.
AUGUGCUGUGUGAAGAGCAUCCUUCACAGGAGGCCACUACUCUGCCAGGUCACACCAGAGAGAAACAAGUCUACCACUGACAAGACUACACCAGAGAGAAACAAGUCUACCAUUGACAAGACUACACCAGAGAGAAACAAGUCUACCACAGACAAGACUACACCAGAGAGAAACAAGUCUACCACAGACAAGACUACACAAGAGAGAAACAAAUCUACCACUGACAAGACUACACCAGAGAGAAACAAGUCUACCACAGACAAGACUACACCAGAGAGAAACAAAUCUACCACUGACAAGACUACACCAGAGAGAAACAAAUCUACCACUGACAAGACUACACCAGAGAGAAACAAGUCUACCACAGACAAGACUACACCAGAGAGAAACAAAUCUACCACUGACAAGACUACACCAGAGAGAAACAAAUCUACCACUGACAAGACUACACCAGAGAGAAACAAAUCUACCACAGACAAGACUACACCAGAGAGAAACAAAUCUACCACUGAAAAGACUACACCAGAGAGAAACAAGUCUACCACUGACAAGACUACACCAGAGAGAAACAAGUCUACCACUGACAAGACUACACCAGAGAGAAACAAGUCUACCACUGACAAGACUACACCAGAGAGAAACAAGUCUACCACUGACAAGACUACACCAGAGAGAAACAAGUCUACCACUGACAAGACUACACCAGAGAGAAACAAGUCUACCACAGACAAGACUACACCAGAGAGAAACAAAUCUACCACUGACAAGACUACACCAGAGAGAAACAAAUCUACCACUGACAAGACUACACCAGAGAGAAACAAGUCUACCACAGACAAGACUACACCAGAGAGAAACAAAUCUACCACAGACAAGACUACACCAGAGAGAAACAAAUCUACCACUGAAAAGACUACACCAGAGAGAAACAAGUCUACCACUGACAAGUAUACACCAGAGAGAAACAAGUCUACCACUGACAAGACUACACCAGAGAGAAACAAGUCUACCACUGACAAGACUACACCAGAGAGAAACAAGUCUACCACUGACAAGACUACACCAGAGAGAAACAAGUCUACCACUGACAAGACUACACCAGAGAGAAACAAGUCUACCACUGACAAGACUACACCAGAGAGAAAGAACAGAAAAGCAGAGAACAACAGAAGACGGCGCAAGAAUACAAAUAUUAUAUUUGGGAUUGUGGCAUUGUUCCCACCUCCAUUCUGAACCUCCCUCAGCCCUAGUCUCACCAGGAAAC